AUGGGGGACUGGAACCUGUUGGGCAGCAUCCUUGAAGAAGUGCACAUCCACUCCACCAUCGUUGGCAAGAUCUGGCUCACGAUCCUGUUCAUAUUCCGGAUGCUGGUGCUGGGAGUGGCUGCUGAAGAUGUCUGGGAUGAUGAGCAGUCCGAGUUCAUCUGCAACACCGAGCAACCCGGCUGCAGCAACAUCUGUUAUGACAAAGCCUUCCCCAUCUCUUUGAUCAGAUACUGGGUGCUGCAGAUCAUCUUUGUCUCUUCUCCAUCGCUGGUUUACAUGGGCCACGCGCUCUACAGGUUAAGGGCUCUGGAGAAAGAGCGACAGAAGAGGAAAGCCCACCUGAGGGCUCAGCUAGAAGACCUGGAGCCCAUGCCUGAGGAACACAGGAGGGUGGAGAGGGAACUGCGGAAGCUGGAGGAACAGAAGAAAGUGAAUAAGGCACCCCUGAGAGGGUCCCUGCUGCGCACUUACGUCCUACAUAUCCUGACCCGGUCGGUGGUCGAAGUGGGCUUUAUGAUAGAGAAGACCAUCUUUAUGGUUUUCAUGAACAGCAUCGCCGCCGUCUCCCUCUUCCUCAACAUCCUAGAAAUUGCCCACCUGGGCCUCAAGAAGAUCCAGAAGAGCCUCUACGGCCGACCCAGGCAUCCGGUGGCCCCCGCCGAGGAGGAGGCCAGCCUCUACAACUCCAAGAAGAGCUCCGUGGUGCCGCCACCCUGCCUGCCCAGCGACGUUUCUCCUCCGCGCCCCGCCACGGCCCCGCCGCCGCCUCCGCUUCCCCACGCUCCCGCCCCCUCGGGGCCGCCGCUCCAAACCUCUUUCGAUUUCUCUCAGGUUUUCUGUAAAGGGGAAACAACCCCCCAACCUCUCCCCUUGCCUCCCAACACGUACACUCACACUUUAGAAGACCAAAACAAAGGCUUAGCAGAAUCGCCUGAAGUCAAGCACUAG
Calidris pugnax (ruff) is the source of this 948-nucleotide messenger RNA. RefSeq names its product gap junction protein alpha 10 (gene GJA10). Gene Ontology annotation, cellular component: connexin complex. NCBI's taxonomy places the organism in Eukaryota, Metazoa, Chordata, Aves, Charadriiformes, Scolopacidae. Gene Ontology annotation, biological process: cell communication. The record is from RefSeq and is a predicted model, not a curated record. The transcript is spliced from 3 exons. The coding region runs from base 1 to 948 and encodes 315 amino acids.